AUGACGAGCGGUCGAAUGUCUCAUCGCCCUGAUGGAAACUGCUGGUUCCUUAGAAUAGAUAGCAAUGUCUCACACUACACCCCAAAUUGCGCGGACAAAGUUGCUCCCUUCAGCGAUCUUCUUCAAAAAGAUGUACCAUCUCUCUGGGAAGAGGACCAUCAAGCUUCUUUUACAACCCUUAAACACUCCAUCUCAACGCAGUCCUGGCUACGAUUCUCCGACACACAGCGUUUUAAGCUACAAGGAUACAACUUCGACGAUGUCUACAAACCUGGUGCUAUGAUGGUGAUCGCAGAUGCACCCGGCAGAUUGCCCAACCCCUCCAAGCUCGACAACGAGACAUUCAAAAAUAUCAAGAGUGGAACCAUCUUCCUGGAGCGAGGUAACCCUGGCAUCGUGUCCUGCCCUCCUGUCGCAUCCGGACGAAUCCCGCUGGAUCAGAUCGAAGCCAUGUUCUGGUACUUCCCCCGAGUCCGACCUACAAACCUCCUGAUCUUCUACUUCAAAGGGAACGUCGCUCCACAAAACGGCAUCCCAGAGGGCGUGUAUGACAUCAACAAAGACGUCGCUCUGGUUAUUGAGAAUGUCACCGACUCAGAUGAAGGUACCUACUACUGUAAGGUCGCACCGAAAAUGAAAAUGAUAGUUGAUGGUCACAUGGAUAUGCGUGUCAAAGUAUCCCCCAAGAAGCCGUUUCCCGAAGUAACUCAAUGCACUACAUGCAUAUCUGAGUCAGAAUGUAAGGUACAGUUGCCGAACGACAUCAAGAAACCAAGGCUGACCUGCAUCGUACGGGAUACCAAGCCUGCCGUGGCUCUCCGAUGGCUGCUUGAGUAUAGUGACGGCGACACACAGUUCAUCAGCGAUAAGUUUACCGUACAUCCGAGUGAGUAUUCGGUGAACACUUUCACUACUUCAGCAUCAAUCCCAAUUAUAACGAGUAAUGUGGACACGAUGUACAGAUGUCAAGCGAACGGGGAGGCUCUAAGCGCCAGGAGUGAUAGCUACGUGACGGUGACUGUCACCACAGCUCGUCGUACCCCGCAAACACCACAUGUCACAUCACUUAAACCUACAAUAACUAGCAUGGAGGCUACGUUUAGCGAGGAUCAUACCGUUAAGGACACUCCAGAUGGCUCUCAAAAUACCCCCAUUUGGUUUAUCGUCGUUGUUUGCCUGUUGCUCACUGCCAUCGUUGGUUUGGGCAUUGUUGUGUGCAAGGUAAAUUGGAGCAUCCUCCCGAUCACGUAG
Patiria miniata (bat star) is the source of this 1251-nucleotide messenger RNA. RefSeq lists its product as uncharacterized. The record is from RefSeq and is a predicted model, not a curated record. Bases 1 to 1251 code for a protein of 416 amino acids. The transcript is spliced from 6 exons. Lineage: Eukaryota; Metazoa; Echinodermata; Asteroidea; Valvatida; Asterinidae.